AUAUUGACUUAUAGGGUUUGGUGUUGGAGCAGAUACGGUUGCAAAACCUCAAGCAGAUACAUGUGUCAGGAGUUCUAUUGAUUCACAAAGAACGAUGUCCGGCAAUUCAGAACCUGAGAUGGAAAGACAAGAGGGCGAUAAGUUCACCUCAGAUUCUAAAGGGCCUUGCAAUGUGUCUAUGGAGAGUGAUUCAAAUUCUAUGGAAAAUCCACAUAAGAAGCAAAAUCUCAUGAUUAGCCCAAAAACUUUUGUUGGCACUGAGAUAUUAAAUGGAAAGGCGGUUAAUGUGGUUGAUGGGAUGAAAUUGUAUGAAGAACUGUUAGAUUUAUCUGAAGUUUCAAAGCUUGUUUCAUUGGUAAAUGAUUUGAGAGCUGCAGGGAAAAGAGGGCAGUUUCAAGGCAAGUUCGCCAAUGCAUUCUCUUUUAUUUGGAGUAGAAUAGCUAACUUAUAAUGUUCUUUUUAAGAG
Molecule: messenger RNA, 466 nt
Organism: Camellia sinensis
Lineage: Eukaryota; Viridiplantae; Streptophyta; Magnoliopsida; Ericales; Theaceae
Source: RefSeq, a predicted model, not a curated record